UUACAAAGAUGUCCAGGGGAGGAUCGGUCAACACUCUCGUGAUCAGGCCGUCGAAUUUGCGCAAGGAUUGGGAGCCGUUCGCUCCGAUACGCUCAUCAACUGCCGUGCUGAUCACAGUCCUUGUUCUGCACACGCUGCCACCGGGUUUCACGCAAUCCAAGGCCUCCGAUGACAGGAUUCUCGUGCGAAGCUUCUGUCGAUCUACCUUUUCGAGAGGGAACUUCUCACCGUUGAACUAAUAAUAGGAAAGCGUAUAUCGGAUGGUCAGGAGAUCGGACUGCAAUCAGGAGAAUGAGCACCGGCGGUCAUACUGCGGCAUUGCUCCAGGAAGUCGAAAUCUUCCAACUUAAAGGACAUCGCCAGCGGUUCCAUCGACAUUGUCGAGUCUUCACGAUCUACACUACGGGGCCAAGACCUCGACCUUUGUGGAUCUUACUGCCGCUCAACAAUACCUUCCCUAUCUAAUACUGCUCUACCAUAGCCAUCUAGCCAGGACUCCUCGCAAACAUGCAGUUCCUCACUAUCUCGAUGCUUACGAUUUUGUCUGCGGCGGCCUUCGCAGCUCCGAUUCCCAAACCCGACGUCCAUCAAAAGGACGCCAGUGUCAAUCUCCGAAGAAGUCCUCAGUGCUCUCCACCUUGCUCAAGCAAUGGCGCGGAGCCC
Zymoseptoria tritici IPO323 is the source of this 663-nucleotide messenger RNA. RefSeq lists its product as uncharacterized. The record is from RefSeq and is a predicted model, not a curated record. Lineage: Eukaryota; Fungi; Ascomycota; Dothideomycetes; Mycosphaerellales; Mycosphaerellaceae. The transcript is spliced from 3 exons. The coding region runs from base 9 to 239 and encodes 76 amino acids.